Messenger RNA from Anopheles darlingi, 1198 nucleotides. RefSeq lists its product as uncharacterized. The coding region runs from base 157 to 1134 and encodes 325 amino acids. The record is from RefSeq and is a predicted model, not a curated record. The transcript is spliced from 2 exons. NCBI's taxonomy places the organism in Eukaryota, Metazoa, Arthropoda, Insecta, Diptera, Culicidae.
GCGCUGUCGAGAAGCUGGGAAUGUCAAUGUCAAACCGUUUCAUCGACAAGUUUGAUCGUAAAUUUUUGACAGCGCCACUGGUUUUUGUCAACAAACAACUCACGGUGCAGGACGCCAGAAAACGGAUUACGAUAAAACCAGCAGAAAGUUGGAAAUAUGGAGAAAAAUCGUUACAGUACGAUGAAGAAAAUAUGCUCCUACAAAGGGUGCAACAACACCACCGUUUCGAACCCGGCAGUGACGUACUUUCUGUUCCCCAGAGACCCCAACCGGUGCAAAGUAUGGGCCGAGAAUUCUGGCCUGACCGAACAAGACCUCCGCAGCACAUCCGCUCGCUAUCUGUGCGAAAUUCACUUUCCAGGCAUCUAUCAGUGCCAUAGUCCACGUCGGAAACUGCUUCUACAAACUGCUGUGCCGUAUCCGUACGAAACUACGUACACGGAUCCCGAGGAUGAAGGCCAUGAAAAUAUGGAAGAAAAUGAGCCUGAGCCUGUUCAAAUUAAUGCACCUUGCGAGCCCAGAUGGGUGGAGGCAUCGGCAAUCAGGACGAUGGAAAUGAUAGAACAAGAUGAUCUCACGUUGAAAAUUAAAGACGAAGCCAAAGCAAACCCCGAAAACGAGACUACUGUAUCGCUCAAAAGAAAAGAUGUCAACGAAGGGAUUGGUCAAGCGAAAGUAAAGAUGCCCAGAUAUACACCGUCUAGCCGACAACAACCAAGCAGGAAUGAGAUUAAUGAGUAUACACUGCAGAUCGAAGACGGAAUUAUGCUACGCAAAACGAAACCGGGUAUCAACAAAGCAUUGCCAGGCGGCUCGAAACAAGUAAUCAAAAAGUUACCGUCUUCCCAUAUUACGGACCAUUCGACUAUGAAGUCUCCGGUUACUUCCUCAACGAAUUUUGUCGAAAUAAUCGAACAAGGGGAGGAUCAGGUUUCCAUUGAAAGCGAAGAUGAAACGGAGGAGAGCAGCAUUCAUAUAAAUGAAUUAGUUAUCAAAGGUGAAAAGUAUGUUCAGAUGCCGAAGGCAUUGUAUCAAAAACAGCUAGCCGAUCUUCGUUGCAAAGUGGCAUAUUACGAGCAUAUUAUGCGAACCAUACGACAAACGGUAGACCAUGCCUUCUCGUCUGAUACAUAAUGGACGGGAUAGGAUUAAUUAGUUUUUAAUUGAGAAUAAACACGAUAAUCAUAGCGAUAAUUCU